This is a messenger RNA of Anopheles coustani, 1475 nucleotides long. RefSeq names its product 27 kDa hemolymph protein-like. The coding region runs from base 301 to 1278 and encodes 325 amino acids. The transcript is spliced from 7 exons. The record is from RefSeq and is a predicted model, not a curated record. NCBI's taxonomy places the organism in Eukaryota, Metazoa, Arthropoda, Insecta, Diptera, Culicidae.
UAAAUUAACUUUUUUGUGCGAAACGAGCAAACAUUUUGCCUGUAAUAAUUUAAGCUUGUGCAGCAAGAAUUCUCCAGCGUACAAGAUGGUGACGACAUUGCCUGUGCAAUCUCUCUCCGUCUACAGGUAUCGCGAGAUUACUGCAUAAUCGGCUUGGCGAUAAGAAAUCGAACAAGAGCUUCCACCCGCGCGUUACUUAACGUGUCGUUGAUCAUUUGUGUUGUGGCUGUUGGACGGGUAUACGUUCGCGGAAACGUCGUGGGAACAGAACUAUUUGCCGUGGACGCAAUUAGUGCCAAGAUGUACUUUGAAAAACGUUCUUCAUAUGUGUUACUAAGUGCAUUGGGUGUGUUAUUGGCAUUUCAGCCAGCAGCAGUACUCGCGCAAGAUGCGAAGGAUACGAUAAACCUGCAGGACAUUGAUAUUAAUAAGCUAAAGGACGUUGAUAUAAAUAAGCUGAAAGACGAAGUCUUCGCAGACCUACUUCCACCAGAACUGAAGAACGUGACACUACCGAAGAUUGAAGAUAUACUGGCUCACGUCAAGGAUAAGUGUUCAAAGGUAGCCGGAAGCGGUGCCUCGUACGACGAAGCUGAACAGGCCGCGCAAAACUUUGGCGAAUGCAUGAAGGAUCUCGUCGAUUUCGAGAGUCUGCCGGAAGAGAUAAAGAAAGCCAAACCCACUGGUGAUUUGGAUACCGUGUUCAACAAGUAUUGUCGCAGACGGUCCGCUGCUAUCGAAUGUGUCGAUACCUUCGCUAACAAGAUCGAUGUUUGCCUGGAUAGUGACGAAAGAGAGAGCAAAGUGGUAUUGGUCAACAUUGUGCACGGAUUGCUGAACUUUGUUUGCCACAAAGAUGGAGAUCAGAUUGCAUUAUUCAUUGCAGAGGAAGGGCCAGAAUGUUUCUCCGAUCAGAAAGAUGCUCUAAUCGACUGCGCCAACAAAACGUUGUCCGGAUAUUUGAACGACGAUACCCCUUCUUCCUCGACGAAUGAAUUGCCAAAGCUUGUCAUGGGGAAAAAGCAGUGCGACGAAAUGACCACACUUCAGGAGUGUAUGGUACAGGUCCUGGAAGGCUGCAAAGAGUCUACACCAGCGAACUUGGUUGAAUCAUUGUUUAAGUUCGUGCGCCGAGAAACCCCUUGUGCCAAUUUGACGGGAGAAGCCACCCCAAGAAAGCAGGCCCACGGUGCUGGAGAGCUUACCAAGCCAUCAUACCACAGCAUAAUUAUUUCGACUUGGAUUAUGGCACUGAUUGCAAGCAUACUCGGUCGCUAAACAUCCAUUCGAUCAUUGCAACAUCCGUUCCUAUUUUUAUUGUGAUGCUCAUCGGAGAGAAGGUGAAACCACGUCUGGUUUCAUUUAGGGAAUUUUAACUAGGAAAUGCAGGGUCUUUUUGGAAGUGGCUUUAAUCGAACAAACUCUAAUGCAUCUUUCUGCCGGGCAAUUGAAUGAAUAGGUGCUGUGGACAAAAU